AUGGAAGCAGCUGUGAUCCUAUCAAGGAUCCACUCGUCGAAGAUCGUCCCUUACAAAACGAACUUCCUCACUACCAGAGCCAAAAUUCGGUACAAGGUCAGCAUGGACACCAACCUCACCCACUCCGUAUCCGAUUUGGGCACAGCGAAAUCCAACUACAGCCUAGCAGGCGACACUAACGCCACCUUUUGGAACCGCACCGACAUCUUGCGCAAUCUGACCAACGUCGCUGAUUUCGAAUACGACUAUCAGAUGACCAAUGGCACUGUCGAGGACGAUUCUGCUUGGAGCAGCUGCAAAGAAUGGACGCCAGCCCAGCACAGUCUCUUCCAGAUGGCAAACUUUUUCUUCGCUGCAGCUUUCUUGGUGCCGGGAAGUUUCAAACAGAGUGUUCUUCUAGUCAGGGCUCUCUUAUCAAUGGGAUAUUUCUUCCUGACGAUAUGGGGUGGUGUAGAAGUAUGCGCUCCCGAUAUUUUACUGUGGAACUUGACGAUAGUCGUGUUGAACGCAGGUCAAACAGCCCUUCUGACUUGGAAGUUUCUUCCGCCGACGUUAACUUUAGAGUUGACCGAGUUAUAUCUCAAAGUGUUCAAACCAUUGAGGAUAAGUAAAAAGCACUUCAAGGAACUAGUUAAGGAUGCGAAAGUGAUGAACCUGGAGGAAGGUGACAUCUACGCCGUAGAGGAAGUUAGCCCUGCUGACGAGAGACUCUCAAUUCUGCUCAGGGGCAAGUUGAGGGUGACUUGCGACGACACCCACUUACACUUCAUCAGCACCUACCAGUUCGUGGACUCGCCCGAAUGGGAGGCCAAUCACGAGCAAUCAGACGACGUGUUCCAAGUGACGAUCGCUGCAGAAGAGGAUAGCGUCUACUUGUGCUGGUCGAGGAUGAAGCUAGAGCGCGUGCUGAGGCACAGGCCCAUGUUGAAGACAGUUUUCGAUUCCAUCAUAGGCAAGGAUAUAACGCAAAAGCUGUACGCACUCAACGAACACCUGAGCGGACUGAGCGAAGAGAGAGAAAGAGGACAGAGAAAAAUGUGGGCAAAAACCAAUAGCCGCAGCAUGUCGAUGGACGCAGUCAAUACCGGUACCACCGGGUUAGUACGCUCCCAAGCCUAUAGAACGAACCACAAGAAUCCAGACCGCGCUUCCGGAAAACCCGACCCCCAAUGCUGGGUGCCCCUGGUGGCGAAGCAGUUUCCCGCCAAGUCGCCCUUCAACCCCGCCAGCGUCGCAACGCCCGGCGUCGUCCGUCUCCCGGAAGUGCACGGGGCGGGGGGCAGCGCGAGUGGCAGUGCGGUGGUGGGGGGAGCAGGAGGGGCAGGAGGGGCAGUCCUGCAGAGGACGCGUUCAUCGAGACGCUCGAAUCGCGAGGUUAAGUUUGAGAGCAACAAGUGA
Messenger RNA from Phaedon cochleariae (mustard beetle), 1398 nucleotides. NCBI's taxonomy places the organism in Eukaryota, Metazoa, Arthropoda, Insecta, Coleoptera, Chrysomelidae. The record is from the annotation of a GenBank genome assembly.